AUGGCCCUCCGCUGCCCCAUGGCCGUGGGCCUCAACAAAGGUCACCAAACGACAAAGACCAUGAGCAAGCCGAGGCACAGCCGUGGCCGCGGGCGCUCCACCAAGCGCACCACGUUCAGGCGGGACGUGAUCCAAGAGGUGUGUGGCUUUGCCCACUAUGAAUGGAGCACCAUGGAGCUGCUCAAAGUCUCUAAGGGCAAGAGUGCCCUGAAAUUCAUCAAGAAAAGGGUGGGGACACACCUCUGUGCCAAGAGGCAGAGAAAGGAGCUGAGCAAUGUCCUUGCAGCCAUGAGAAAGGCAGCAUCCAAGAAGGACUGA
Pteronotus mesoamericanus is the source of this 318-nucleotide messenger RNA. Its product is annotated as 60S ribosomal protein L36-like. Gene Ontology annotation, biological process: cytoplasmic translation. Gene Ontology annotation, cellular component: ribosome; cytosolic large ribosomal subunit. Lineage: Eukaryota; Metazoa; Chordata; Mammalia; Chiroptera; Mormoopidae. The transcript has a single exon. Gene Ontology annotation, molecular function: structural constituent of ribosome. The record is from RefSeq and is a predicted model, not a curated record. Bases 1 to 318 code for a protein of 105 amino acids.